Messenger RNA from Pochonia chlamydosporia 170, 1719 nucleotides. Its product is annotated as multidrug resistance protein. The record is from RefSeq and is a predicted model, not a curated record. Gene Ontology annotation, molecular function: transmembrane transporter activity. The transcript has 3 exons. Lineage: Eukaryota; Fungi; Ascomycota; Sordariomycetes; Hypocreales; Clavicipitaceae. The coding region runs from base 1 to 1719 and encodes 572 amino acids. Gene Ontology annotation, biological process: transmembrane transport.
AUGGCAGCAACUUCAUCCUCUUCUUCGUCGUCAGCAUCGGCCGCCGAUCGGGACGUGGAGUCCCAAAAGGGCCAAAAGUCACAUAAGCAUUCGCAUUGGAGUAUCUUGAUAGAUCAAGCUGGUGUUGAUGACGCCGUGCUCCAUCACAAGUAUGCAGGCCAAGGUACGGACGAGGCACCCUACCUCGUUGAGUUCCUACCCACAGACCCUCGAAAUCCUAUGACCUUCCCUCACUUCUUCAAGUGGACCAUUACAAUCAUUUCUGCGAUAUCGACCCUUGCUGUCUCUUUCACAAGUUCGGCCUACUCAGGGAGUAUCCUCUCCAUCAAGGAGGAGUUUCAAGUGUCAAAUAUAGUUGUAAUCUUGGGAGUUUCCAUGUUUGUUGUUGGCUUCGCGAUCGGGCCUCUCUUCUGGGCUCCGUUUUCUGAGCUCUAUGGCCGGCAGAAGCUCUUCUUCUUGACUUACAUGGCGCUGACGGUUUUUAACGCUGCUGGAGCUGGAGCACCAAACAUGGCGGCCCUCAUUGUGUUGCGCUUUAUGGCUGGCGCUUGGGGAUCAUCGCCUCUGACCAACUCUGGAGGCAUAAUUGCGGAUCUUUUUACAGCCAAGGAACGAGGAAUCGCAACCAGCAUUUUUGCCAUGGCCCCUUUCCUUGGCCCUGCUCUGGGCCCUAUAGCCGGUGGGUUUCUUGCCGAAGCGGCAGGCUGGAGAUGGGUGGAGGGCUUGACCGCAAUCUUCACUGGCGUGCUCUGGAUUAUUCAAUCACUUGUUGCGCCAGAGACCUACACCCCUGUAUUAUUACGAAGACGGGCAGAAGAGUUAUCGAAACGAACGGGAAAAGUGUACAGGUCGAAAGUCGACGCCGCAAUGCCUCGGAAAACGCUCUCUGGUCAAAUAAAGACAAACCUCUCAAGACCUUGGGUCCUUUUAUUCAAAGAACCCAUCGUGUUUCUGACUAGCAUAUACAUGGCCAUUGUUUACGGCACGCUGUAUCUCUGUUUUGCUGCAUUCCCCAUCGUGUUCCAGUCCCCAUAUCCCGAGGGAUGGGGUUGGAAACCCGGUGUCGGAGGACUGUCUUUCGUGGGCAUUGCGGUUGGCAUGGUUGCUUCAACGGCCGGGACAAUCUUGGACAAUGCUCGAUAUGGACGUAUAGCAGCCAAGCAUGGAGGUAUGGCGCCUCCUGAAGCGCGACUUCCGCCAGCUUUGGUGGGAGGCGUCAUGUUACCAGUUGGGCUUUUCUGGUUUGCAUGGACGAAUGGUACCAACGUCCACUGGGUUGUGCCCAUCAUCGGGUCGUCUGUUUUUGCUUCUGGCUUGGUGUUGGUAUUUUUAUCGCUUAUGAAUUAUCUCAUUGAUUCUUACGUCAUUUAUGCCGCAUCUGUACUGGCUGCCAGUUCUGUGCUUCGGUCACUAUUCGGGGCUGUUUUCCCUCUGUUCACCUCGCACAUGUAUGAAGAUCUGGGUGUACAUUGGGCCAGUUCGAUCCCGGCGUUCCUAGCGCUGGCUUGCAUGCCGUUUCCGUUCUUAUUCUACAAGUAUGGCGAGAAGAUCCGCCUCAAAUGCAAGUACUCCGCAGAGGCUUCGCGGAUUCUUCAGCAAAUGAUGGCCAAGCAACAAGAUGCGCAAGAAAACGAAGGGGCAAGCGGGGUCGAGGCUGUCGAGAAGAAGGAGAAUACGAGGGGAGAUACCAAGACGACAUUGACGCCUGACAGGAAGUAG